AUGUGUGUUAUUAUUCGCUGUAUAAUAUUAUUAUUUAUUGGUCUGCUACUUGGUUACAAUUUUAAACAUAUUCAUCGUAAAUUUUAUUGGAUAUCUUAUAGUGGAAUAAAACGGCCUGCUAUUGACUAUGCUCAUUUAAAACAACAAAGUUUACCAAAACAAUCAUUCGUUUCAAAUGAACUACAUUUAAAAUAUUUAAAUGAAUAUUCAACAACUAUUGAUGGUUGGGUUAAUCAUGAAAUUUUGUAUGUUCUGUGGUUGUUAACACAAUUCCAAUAUGGUCGACUCAAAUUAGAUAGGGGUGCUAUUGGUGAAAUUGGUGUACAUCAUGGAAAGUUUACAUGUUAUUUGUAUAUAUUGAGACGGGAAAAACAGAAAUUAUUUGCUGUUGAUGUAUUUGAAAAGCAACAUUUAAAUACAGAUAAAUCUGGUUUGGGUAGCAAAAAAAUAUUUCUAAUGAAUGCUGAAAAAUAUGCAAAUGUUACUUUCGAUCAAAUAGAAAUCUAUUCUGGUAGUUCAUUAGAUCUCAAUUCGAUAUUUUCAACACCAAAUUCAAAUACUGUUCAAUGGUGGAUGAAAUCGGUUGUUGGUGAAAACGGUCUACAGUUAGUUUCAAUUGAUGGUGGUCAUACACCAUUACUAGCAUAUUCUGACCUUUGUCUCGUAGCUAAUUCACUUAUCGAUGGUGGUGUUGUCAUUGUUGAUGAUAUUGCACAUCCUGGAUGGUUGGGUGUGCGAGACGGUGUCAGUCGAUAUCUUAGUGAAACAUCAAAAUUUAUAACUAAUCAACAAUUAAUAAAUGAAAUGACUCUAUACUGUGAUAAACCAAAUUUCAAUCGUUCAAAACAUAUUAUAGAAGAGACGACGCCACCAGUUGAUCAUAAAUCGCAUUGUCUAAGAAUAGUUCCAUUUUUACAAUUUUACAAUAAAUUAUUCUUAACUACACCCAACUAUUAUCCAUACUAUAUUAAAUUACUCUCUGAGCGAAAAUACCAUUUAAAUGGAAAACGAACCAAAUAUAUAAAAUAUCAUUCAUUACGAUUAACUGUUGGAAAUGUUCCGGUAUGGGCUGAUAAUUAUAAAUUAAAUCAGACGGAAAAAAAUAAACUGUUUAAACAACUGAUAGAGCCACAAUGGUAUAAAGAAAUUAUUGAAAAUUGA
This is a messenger RNA of Didymodactylos carnosus, 1161 nucleotides long. The record is from the annotation of a GenBank genome assembly. Lineage: Eukaryota; Metazoa; Rotifera; Eurotatoria; Philodinida; Philodinidae.